Emericellopsis atlantica is the source of this 1752-nucleotide messenger RNA. Its product is annotated as major facilitator superfamily domain-containing protein. The transcript is spliced from 4 exons. Gene Ontology annotation, biological process: transmembrane transport. Bases 279 to 1736 code for a protein of 485 amino acids. Gene Ontology annotation, molecular function: transmembrane transporter activity. NCBI's taxonomy places the organism in Eukaryota, Fungi, Ascomycota, Sordariomycetes, Hypocreales, Bionectriaceae. The record is from RefSeq and is a predicted model, not a curated record.
AUCACCGACUGCCGAAUACUUGUUAAUUCCGGACAAAACCCCCGCCAAUGGCAGUAAAUUAUAAUUUUCCUAAUCUCCAAUGGGACCCGAAGACGGAACCCGCUCAGGCACUCGCGCGGGCCUCGCCGCCUCGCGAGCACAAUACCGGGGUCAUCCAUCCCGAUCUCGCUGCUCGCCACUGAUCAACAUCAACGCCCGGCUACAUGUAGCUCGCGCCAUGUCUGUGAACUCAAAUCUGGCCCAGCAUCGCCUGUCAUUUCGUGACAUGCGCCAGAGGGAUGGAUGAGCGCGAUACUGCAGCCAGCCGAGAGGCGUCUGCGGGCGACGUCGUGCCAGACGCGUCUGUCGACGGCCCAGCCGACGCGAGCGAGAAGAAGUCACUGUCCGGCAACCGCAUUCAGAUGCAAGAGGAGAUUCCCACAGACGAUGGCCUCAGCAAGUACGACACGUAUUGGCGUCGCCUCUUGGCACCGUCCAACUGCCGAUGGAACAUGAAUUCACCGCCCACCUUCACCACUGGCCUGUGUGUCUUGUACGCAUUGUCUGCCACCUUCACCGUUGCAAACUUAUACUACAACCAGCCAAUUUUAGACAAAAUCGCCGCCACGUUUGACGUCACAUAUGAGCAGUCCUCUCAAGUGCCUACUCUGCUUCAAGCUGGAUACGCUGCUGGCUUGGUCUUCAUUCUGCCACUGGGUGACAUGGUCGAGCGACGGGCCUUCAUCCUCGCCCUCGUUCUACUGACAGCCACAUUGUGGAUCGCCCUAUGCGUCACGACGUCCUUCACUACCUUUCGUGUCAUCUCCUUCAUCUGCGGCGCAACAACAGUGACCCCUCAGCUCAUGAUCCCUCUCGUCGGUGACUUUGCGCCCCCUGAACGGAAAGGCGCCAACUUGUCCAUCGUCACGUCCGGCUUGCUCCUGGGGAUGCUGGUCGCCCGGUUGCUCUCCGGCGUCGUCGCCAACUACACAGCCUGGAGGAACAUUUACUGCCUCGCCUGCGGAGCGCAGUACGUGCUCGGCCUGAUGCUCUACCUCUUCAUGCCCGACUACCCCGCCACCAACCCAGACAGCCUCCACUACCUCAGGGCACUGUGGUCGAUCCCCAAGAUGAUGUUCACAGAGCCCGUGCUGAUCCAGGCGUGCGCCAUGGCCUUCACCAUGAGCAGCUGCUUCACCUCGUUCUGGACGACGGUCACCUUCCUGCUCGUCUCGCCACCAUACGAGUAUCCGUCUCUCGUGGUGGGUCUGUUCUCGCUGCUCAACAUCGCAGCAUUGGUGUGUAUCCCCCUGUACGGCCGCAUCAUUGACCGCUUCGUGCCCCUGUUCUCCAUCCUCCUGGGCCAGAUGGUCAUGCUGGCCGGCAUCAUUUUUGGCACAUUCACCGGCACCUUUACCGUCGCAGGGCCCAUCCUGCAGGCCAUUGGCAUCGACGUCGGGGUUCAGAUCGCCCAAGUCGCCAACCGCUCGUCCAUCUUCUCCAUCAACCCCAAGGCUAGGAACCGCGUCAACACGGCCUACAUGGCGUGCGCGUUUGCGGGCCAGCUGACGGGCACAGCCGUCGGUAAUCGGCUCUAUGCUGCGGGAGGUUGGCGGUACAGCGGCGGCUGCAGCAUCGGAUUUACCUGCCUUGCGAUACUCUUUGCGCUCGCGCGCGGUCCCAGAGAAUCCCGAUGGGUCGGUUGGGGCGGAGGAUGGCGGCUUAGGAAGCUUCCCCCAGUGCCUGCAACGCCCUGAGGGCAGACGAGGGCAG